Messenger RNA from Pseudopipra pipra, 1461 nucleotides. It is a transcript of the gene RPS6, whose product is annotated as ribosomal protein S6. Lineage: Eukaryota; Metazoa; Chordata; Aves; Passeriformes; Pipridae. Gene Ontology annotation, cellular component: ribosome. Gene Ontology annotation, biological process: translation. The transcript has 6 exons. The coding region runs from base 671 to 1420 and encodes 249 amino acids. The record is from RefSeq and is a predicted model, not a curated record. Gene Ontology annotation, molecular function: structural constituent of ribosome.
GAUCAUCUUUGUAGCCCUCUGCCGGAUCCUUGCCAGUAGCCCCUUCUGUUCCUUGUACCGAGGAGCCCAGAACUGGAGACAGCACAGCAGUCAGCUCCAGCCCCGCGAUGAAGAGCGGCCGCCAGUGCGCCUGCGCGCACAAAGUGCCGGACAAGCGGCCUCGGCGGGGGACCGGGAUAGCCCAUCCCAGCGCUGGUCAGGUCGCGCAAUAAACGCGCCUUGUCCGGAAAGCCGGUGCGUCCCGUAUGGAUGUCGCUUCCUAUUCCCGGUGCCGGUGUCCCUAGCCCCGGGGUGGGCGCGCCAACCCCCCCAGCCCCUCCGUGCGGCUCCACAUGCUGUCCUUAAGGAGCACUUCGUCACUGCACGAGCAGUAUCAGAAGAAGCAGUCUCCCCCUCAGAUGUUGCCCCCCCGGGCAGGUGCCAGCUUCCCGCCGCCCCCCCCGCCCGGCCGGCCUGGCAGGAUGGUGAGAGCGCAGGAGGCGCUCGGGGCCGAGACACGCCCCCAGGAGACGCCCCCGACCGCGCCCCUCGGCGGCGCAGCCUCGCUCGCCAUAGGGCAGCUCCGGUCACGCGGGGCGCGGGCGGUGGCGCUCUCGCGAGAGUUGCGGGUGUAUGUGGGCAGUGCGGGCGGAAGUGCGGUCCUUUCCCGCGGCGCCGAGGCCUGAGCAGGAUGAAGCUCAACAUCUCUUUCCCAGCCACUGGCUGCCAGAAACUCAUUGAAGUGGAUGAUGAGCGCAAGCUGAGAACAUUCUAUGAGAAACGGAUGGCCACGGAGGUCCUGGCUGAUUCCCUUGGUGAGGAGUGGAAGGGAUAUGUUGUCCGGAUCAGCGGUGGCAAUGACAAGCAAGGCUUCCCCAUGAAGCAGGGUGUCCUGACUCAUGGACGCGUCCGCCUUUUGCUCAGCAAGGGCCAUUCCUGCUACCGCCCCAGAAGGACCGGAGAGAGAAAGCGCAAAUCCGUUCGUGGCUGCAUCGUUGAUGCCAACUUAAGUGUCCUGAACUUGGUCAUAGUGAAAAAAGGUGAAAAGGACAUCCCUGGGCUGACGGACACAACUGUGCCCCGUCGUCUUGGUCCCAAGAGGGCGAGCAGGAUCCGCAAGCUGUUCAACCUGUCUAAGGAGGAUGAUGUUCGCCAGUAUGUUGUGAGGAAGCCUCUGAACAAAGAGGGAAAGAAACCCAGAACCAAGGCUCCUAAGAUCCAGCGGCUGGUGACUCCUCGGGUGCUGCAGCAUAAGCGCAGACGCAUUGCUCUGAAGAAGCAACGCACUCAGAAGAACAAGGAGGAGGCAGCAGAAUACGCAAAGCUCUUGGCCAAGAGAAUGAAGGAAGCCAAGGAGAAACGCCAGGAGCAGAUUGCAAAGAGACGCCGGCUUUCUUCAUUGAGAGCUUCUACAUCUAAGUCUGAAUCAAGUCAGAAGUAAAGAUGUACAUGAUAUUAAAAAUAAACCCUUUUUGUGGUUAA